Vanessa atalanta (red admiral) is the source of this 1131-nucleotide messenger RNA. It is a transcript of the gene NGR-A28, whose product is annotated as adipokinetic hormone/corazonin-related peptide receptor variant I-like. The transcript is spliced from 7 exons. Lineage: Eukaryota; Metazoa; Arthropoda; Insecta; Lepidoptera; Nymphalidae. The coding region runs from base 1 to 1131 and encodes 376 amino acids. Gene Ontology annotation, molecular function: vasopressin receptor activity; peptide binding. The record is from RefSeq and is a predicted model, not a curated record. Gene Ontology annotation, biological process: G protein-coupled receptor signaling pathway. Gene Ontology annotation, cellular component: membrane.
AUGCAAAAUAUAACAUCAAACAUAUCACUUGAUAAUAAAUUUUGGGACUAUUUCAAUGAUGUACGCAACGCAACGGAUACCGUCGACACUGUGCCGGCUUCCGAUCAGGGUUUCGUUGUGGGUAUAUACAGCACGCUGUUUGUAGUGGGUGCAGUUGGAAAUGCUUGUGUGUUUGUGGCUUUAGUGCGCUCACGGAGGCGAAAAUCAAGGGUUAAUCUCCUAAUGACACAUCUAGUGGUUGCGGACUUGAUAGUGAUCUUCAUUGUGAUUCCACUCGAGAUUGGAUGGCGAACGACGAACGCAUGGUUGGCUGGGAAUAUGGCGUGCAAAGUUUUUUUAGUUCUACGAGCCUUCGGACUUUAUCUAUCGUCAAACGUUUUAGUCUGUAUAUCAUUAGACAGAUUCUUCGCAGUACUUUAUCCUUUACGCUUGGCGGUGGCAAGAAAUAGGAGUAAAACUAUGUUGCUAUUCGCAUGGCUGGUUGCGUUCCUAUGCAGUUUACCACAGAGUCUAGUUUUCCGUGUUCUCCAUCAUCCGACAGUUCCAGAUUUUCAACAGUGCGUCUCCUUCGAAGCAUUUUCCAAUCAACACCAGGAGCUCGCUUACAACGUGACAUGUUUGAUUGCAAUGUACUUCUUUCCAUUGAUCGUUAUCACUGUGUGUUAUGCUUGCAUAUUUUGGGAAAUCCAUAACAAUUCGAAGGAAAUAUCGGGAAAAUCAUUGUCAAACGAAAGUGGUCGAAUACAAUUGCGGCGGUCCGACCAGCGUCCGCUAGCCCGUGCCCGACGUCGCACCCUUCGAAUGACUGUCACAAUAGUCAGUGUUUUUGCCUGCUGCUGGCUUCCUUAUGCUACCAUGACUUUAUGGUAUAUGUUCGAUCGCAAGUCAGCAGUGCAUGUAUCAGCUAAGGUCCAAGAUCUGUUCUUCAUCAUGGCUGUUUCAAAUUCCUGCAUGGAUCCGCUGGUCUACGGCUCAUUUACGUUGGAUAUGAACAUUAUUAAUCAGAAGUUGAGGAAAUUCUUCAAAACACACCGCAAUACCUGCGAGGCUAACCAUUUAUCGACCCUUGAGAACUAUGGCAGCAAAACAACCAAAGAAACAGUUCGGCCGAUUACUGUGAGUUUAAAAUAG